AUGCCCGGUCUCCCAGUUUUGGUGAUGCUUUUCCCCAUCAUUUCUACCGCGGAAUCCCUCGUUCUAUUCAUCUCUCGACAAGCACAACAACAACCCCAACAAUCCUCGCCACCAUGGUGGGCACUAGGCGCACUUUCAGCAUCCAGUAUACUUCUAUACAACGAAUACCGGCUCAUGGUACCAGGCAUCAUAUGGUGUAUCACCAGUCUCCUUACUCUCGGCGGCGUGCGCGCACUACUUAUCAUCGACUCACGGCGCGAAUUUGGAGUCGAGACGAGGGCUCAGCGAACGCACGGAUUCAUCGUCAUGACGCUUAUCUUUGGACUGAUUUUCAGCUCCGCUACAGCGUAUUUAUUCGAGCAGCCUGCGACGUUGCGUGUGCCGUACCCAACGCUGGGGUUGGUGGUUUUCAACGUCGUUUCGCUCGUGGGUACUGUGUUUACGGGCACGUCUUUGAUGGUGUAUUCUCCGAUUUCAUUGGGAGAUGACAGGUUAGAAUCUUCUAAUAAGGUAGGAGCUGGUGCUGGAUACUUGACUUCGUUUGCUUCUAGCGUUCUUGUGUUGGUAGCAGCGUUUCCUUCACAGCCGGCGACGGUUGUUUCGAAGAUCCAGAUCAUGAUAUAUCUGCUUGCCAGCUUUUGCGUCUUAGUAGGUAAUGAAGCCUACGCUUCCGUUUUCAGAUCUACGGAUCUUGGACAGCAAGUUUACCGAAUAUUUCGCAAUACAUCCGUAAGCCGGACACCACGCAAGGUUUUCUCCAUUACUAUCAUCGGGUUUAUAUUUGCUGCACUAGGUCUUGCGUUAUAUGUGCUCGAGUCCAACUCUCUUACCUCAACCUCUUCCCCGGCCUUUCCUUUCUUGCCUUCAGCCUACAACUCCUCGUCGACAUUCGAUAUAGUCGUCAGCGCAUAUCUCGAAGACCCAGAACUGAUCAAAAGCAUGCUCGACUCGCUUAAGGAAACAGCAUACCUCCGACACAUGACCCCGAACGUGAUACUUUACACCAAAGACCCAGCCGCGAAUAUCACGGCACUGAAAGACACCACAGGCGCAGAUAUCGUCAAACUCUUAGACAACGUCGGCCGCGAGGGCGGAACGUAUUUACACCACAUCAUCACGAACUGGGACAACCUCGCUGAAAAGACGAUGUUUAUCCAAGCCCACGCGCAUAACAUGCGGGAGUUGGUUCCUAGGAUUAACGAUUAUCUGGUGCCGGAGACGGGAAUGUUGAGUUUGGGAUUUGCGGGUAUAACUUGUAGCUGCUUAGAUUGUCAAGAUCGCUGGGGUUGGGAGGACGAGGAGAACGUGAUUCCAGCUCUUUAUCAACAGAUCUACAAUAGAAGUUGUGAUUCGAAUAUGCGUGUUUUGUUGUCGUAUAAAGGGCAGUUCGUCGCCAGUGCGAAGCGGAUAAGGGGGAUUAGCAAGGCGAUGUAUGAGGAGUUGUUUCUGGCUGUGACGACAGAUGAGGGAUGGCGCCGUGGCCGAGAUAGUGUGGGGUAUACGCAAUUGCCAGAGAAUCCGGAUUUUGGAUUCACGUUGGAGAGGUUAUGGGGGUUAUUGAUGCAGUGUGCUACUGAUAGUAGAGUUGCUGUUCGAUGUCCUAGUUUACUUAGUGGAAAAGGCUUGGGUGGGGAUGUUAGAGACUGUCAAUGUUUAGAUGCAUAA
Molecule: messenger RNA, 1665 nt
Organism: Glarea lozoyensis ATCC 20868
Lineage: Eukaryota; Fungi; Ascomycota; Leotiomycetes; Helotiales; Helotiaceae
Exons: 2
Coding region: 1-1665 (554 amino acids)
Source: RefSeq, a predicted model, not a curated record